Molecule: messenger RNA, 2632 nt
Organism: Brachypodium distachyon (stiff brome)
Lineage: Eukaryota; Viridiplantae; Streptophyta; Magnoliopsida; Poales; Poaceae
Product: anoctamin-like protein Os01g0706700
Exons: 16
Coding region: 337-2304 (655 amino acids)
Biological process (GO): chloride transmembrane transport
Molecular function (GO): chloride channel activity
Source: RefSeq, a predicted model, not a curated record
CGCACGCCUUCCCAUGCCUCUCUCCUCCGUUCAAAUCCAACCCUCAAAUGUCCACUUGAUUAACGCCCCAAACGUUACUCUAAUUUGCGAGUAAUUAACUUACUGAUCAAGUUUUAAAUCGAAACUUGCACGAGAAACUGGCCCUUGCUAAAUCCUAAUCCGUUGCCCCCCGCGUCCCUUCCCCUCUCUCUCCGGCCUCCGCCAUUCCCAACGCCAGCCUUUUCCUCUUUCCAUCUGUUGUUUAUUUUUCCUCUUCGCUCCUCGCAUUGCCCUCUUUUUCCCCGGAUGCGGAUCCGCCUCCUUGUAUCCAUCGCCCGCGCCUGAUCGGUGGUGGAGAUGGGGGAGGGACAGGAGGAGGCCACGGGGUUCGAGGUCAGCAUCGUGGUGCCCAAGCUCUCGCGCGCCGCGGCUGCCGAAGGGGGAAAGGACUGCGUCGCGCGGCUGGUGCGCGAGCUCGAGGACGCCGGGCUGCUCGUCGAGCGCGUCCGCGGCGUCCCGGCCGAGUUCAUCAAGCUGUCUGCGCCCAUGGAGAUUCUGGGUAGAGCCGCUGCUGAGAUGCAGAUGAAGAAGCUCACAUACAUCGGAAUGGAUCUGCAGUUUGAAUGGGACCAGGUCGCUGCGUUCGUGAGGCAGCCUGACGGGUCCCUCUUUAGCUGGCGAGAGCGGUUUACCUGCUUCCACUACUUGAUAUAUGGCAUCGUGAACAAGACCAACUCUGAAAUAUCUCUCAAAUUUGAUGACAAAGAAUUUGACUGGAAAAGAAACGAGUCACUAUUACACAGGCUUGAAAAUGAAGGAGUUGUAAAGCUAGUCUUUCCUUUGCAUGAUGAAGUUAAAAGGAAACAUCUCCUGAGAAACUGGGCGCUUAACUGGCAUGACUUCACCUGGCAACCUAUUGAUGAAAUUUAUUCUUAUUUUGGAACAAAGAUUGCAACAUAUUUUGCUUUCCUUGGAAUGUAUACGCGUUGGCUGUUCUUUCCAGCUGUAUCCGGACUGGCCACUCAGCUCAUAGAUUUUGGAUCAUUGCAGUGGCUGGUUCUUCCAUCUUUCUUUAUCUUUGUAAUUUCUUGGGCCGUCUUCUUUUUGCAAUUUUGGAAACGGAAGAAUUCAGCACUUCUCGCUAGAUGGGGUAUUAAUUAUUCUUUUUCUGAAUACAAAGCUUCAUGCAAUGAACUGGACCCCUUGAGGCAUUCUCUUUCGGUUCAGGGUGUAGAGGAAAAUAAAUUUGAUGAUGCACCUGCUGAGAAAAGAAGAUUGCAAAGAAAUGAGUGGUCUGGUGUCCUCCUUAGAAUUAGGAACAAUGCAAUUAUUGUGUUGGGUAUUAUUUGUCUUCAGCUGCCAUUUGAGUUGGCCUAUGCUCAUCUGUAUGAAAAAACGAAAACUGAGGCGCUAAGGUAUGUGUUGACUGCACUAUAUCUUGUUGCAAUUCAGUAUUAUACAAGGAUAGGUGGAAAGGUGUCGGUCAUUCUAAUAAAGUAUGAAAACAACCAAGGAGAAGAGUCAAGCGCUGAUAGUUUGAUUUAUAAGGUCUUUGGUCUAUACUUUAUGCAAUCAUAUAUUGGGCUGUUUUACCAUGCUUCUUUGUAUCGUAACAUUUUGACACUACGGCAAGUCCUUAUUCAGCGCCUCGUUGUGUCUCAGGUGUUGGAAAAUUUGAUUGAGAAUUCCAUUCCAUAUCUCAAGUACAGCUACAAGAAGUACAGGGCUGUUCACAAGAAAAAAGAAGAGAAGGAAUCACCAUCAGGGAAGUCAGUUCGAUUAUCAACAAGAGUGGAGAAAGAAUAUUUAAAACCCUCUUAUACUGCAAGCAUUGGAGAAGAGCUCGAAGAUGGUCUUUUUGAUGAUUUUCUUGAGCUAGCUCUUCAGUUUGGGAUGAUCAUGAUGUUUGCUUGUGCGUUUCCAUUAAUAUUCUGCUUUGCUGCUCUGAACAAUGCGACUGAAAUAAGAGCAGAUGCAUUGAAAUUGUUAGUCAUGUUGAAAAGACCUGUACCCCGUGCCGCAGCUACAAUUGGAGCAUGGUUGAACAUAUUCCAGUUCCUUAUAGUAAUGGCAAUCUGCACCAACUGCUUGCUUCUUGUUUGUCUGUACGACGAAGAGGGAAAAUGGAGGAUUGAGCCAGGACUUGCAGCAAUCCUUAUAAUGGAGCAUGCUCUGCUCUUAAUCAAGUUUGGUUUCUCACACUUUGUCCCUGAGGAGCCCGCAUGGGUGAGAGCAAAUCGCGUGCGAUAUGUAGCUCAGGCACAGACUGUCUGCUCUAAGCAACUCUUGAGGAGCAUUACAAAACUGGAUUCAAAAUGGGAGUAAAGACAGAGUGUAGAUUCAGCUUUAGAAGUCGAAGCUAGUUUUGUAGUUUAGGAUAGAGCGGAGAUUUGCCUGGAGCAACCAGUGUAGAAAUUUUAGUGAUCUAACUGACAUCCUGAUGCUGUUAACUGUUUCAACUGUAGAUAUCACUACAUGAGUUAUAGGAGUUAUGUAGGGGUGCAACUGCAAGCAUGUAAUGGUGUUCUCCUUGCAAGCAAGAAUGUGGUGAGUUAUUUUGAUGUGUACAAACAGCACCACGGUUCACCACGAUGUAAAGUUAAACCAUCAAUUUGCAGAUAGAAAAACACGCAGGCUGCUGUUUAUUGUUGUU